CUACAAGGCGCCACUUGCACUACUUAAAAUGUGUUUUAUUUUGCCUCCUUUGGUUGUAUAGACACACUUAUCCUUUGGCUCAGCCUCUCUCUGUCCACUUGGAUAAGACCAUGGAACUCACUCAUACAAAUGGAGAGAAGCUUGAGGAGACACAAGAAAAUUCCUAGAAAGAAGUUCAACUUUUUUUCUUCCUCAGCAGAUGCUUAUCUAUGACACAGCAGUUUCCUCUUGGGCAACUUCAGCAUUGCAACUAAUUUGAGUAAGAAGUUCUUCUCCAUUUUGAGAUGUUGAGGUGUUGGCAGGGCAAGUGUGUGACUAGUCACAGGAAUUCCUAGCUGGUGGCUCUCCCCCAGGGUUUUGGAAUCCUACAUGGCUGCUGAUGGCAAUUUUCUUGUUCCCUUGCGUCAGAAGACAAAACAGAAAAGUCAAGGGAUUGUUAUUAUGAGUCGACGGAGGAUAUCGUGUAAGGACCUGGGACAAGUUGAUUACCAGGGAUGGCUCUAUAAGAAAAAAGAAAAAGGACAUUUCAUUGGCAACAAAUGGAAAAAGUUCUGGUUCAUGCUGAAGGGGUCUUCCUUAUACUGGUACAGCAGCCAGUUGGCAGAGAAAGCUGAAGGAUUCAUCAACCUGCCAGACUUCACUGUGGACCGAGCAAGUGAAUGCAAGAAAAAACAUGCUAUUAAGGUCAGCCACCCACAGAUCAAGACUUUUUAUUUUGCAGCAGAGAAUGUGGAGGAAAUGAAUAGGUGGCUAAAUAAACUGGGAUUAGCUGUAAUUCCCCAGGCAUCCAAUGGAAAGAAUGAGGAAGAAUGCUAUAGUGAAAGUGAACAUGAAGAUCCAGAAAUAACAGCAGAGACACCACCCCCUCCGUAUACAGCACAGCCGCAACCUCCUCAGUUGAUUCAUGCUGGUGAUCAUUCAAUGGCAGACUGUAGUGAAAUGGCAGAAAGCCGGCUUCUCAAAUCUAAUAAAGAAUCUCAGAACUCUUUAAGUAAAGACACAACUUCAUCGGACAGCAGCAGAGAUUGUCUAACUGUGCCAGAAGAUUUGAUAGGAACGAAGACACUAUCCAAAGAACAGGCAAAAUGCUCUGAAGAUGAAAUGGAACGACUUUACAAGUCAUUAGAGCAAGCAAGUUUGUCUCCCAUUGGGGACCGUCGACCUUCAACCAAAAAAGAGCUCAGAAAGUCCUUUGUCAAAAGGAGCAAAAAUCCCUCCAUUAAUGAGAAACUCCACCAAAUCCGAAUGCUGAAUAGCACAUUAAAGAGUAAAGAGCAUGACCUGGCCAUGAUUAACCAAUUGCUGGAGGAUCCUGAGUUGACAGCAAGGAAGUAUAGAGAAUGGAAGAACACAAACUCCAUAUUGGUGCAAGAUGUCUAUCAGCAGCAGGAUGCCCUGGCUGGGUCUGAAGGGAGUAGCAAGGAGCCAUAGAAGAACUCACCACCAUUCUUUAACUGAAAAUGUUAACUGAGGACAGUGGAACCUGCAGUAUGUUACAGGAUUCCUCUCUAACCCUCUUUGCCUACUGAUGCUUUAAGCUACUAAAGUUUAAGGUGUGGUUUUUGCAAGUGCAUAUGUCAUCCCUUUUAAAAGGAAAACAACCCAUUCUCCCAAACAUUUUUCCUCUCUCCAAACUCAUUUCAUGCCAAUAAAAUGGAACCCCAAAACUACAAAAGAUGCCCUUUCUGGGCACACAUCUGAGGCAAACAGUAUAUGAAGCAAAGAGGAAAUGGAUUUGCAUUCAAGAAUGGGUGAUCUUUCAUAAGAGAUAAAGUGAAUACAUAAAGACCUGAAAGUCUCCGAGGAAUGUACAUAUUGUAGAUACUAGACCUUUGGGGUCAUUUUGUUCAUGUAAGCUCUUGAUUGAAGGAUUUUUUUUAAAAGCUAUGAAACUCCUAACAGGAUACAAUCCUCUCUCCUACCACUUGUUUCUGCACGAUAACUACAGAUAAGAACUUUUAUCUCUACUUAUCCUUGUUUUGACUGCAUUACCAUUUUAAAUGGUGACAACUAAGAUAAUUAUUAUACAAAAAUCUGAACUUUAAAUAAUGUUCAAGGCACUCAGUCAAUGGACAGCAUAAAGAUUUCCUCAUUGUGUAUGGACAAGAUCAAGAUGCUGUUUUCCUACAUCAUCUAGAGAGGGUCCGUUAAUGUGUGUCGGUGACAAAUAAAUUUGUUCUGCAAUUUGGAAACUCUAUCUCAUCAAGUUUCAACUUUUCUUAUGGAGUAUAGGAUUCAGUAAAGGACAGUUUUCUGCUUAUAUUUUUGACAGUAAUGAAUGUGUGAAGAAUAAGAGUGUCCUGAAUUUUUAGACAUAACAAUAGCCCUUAUGCAGUGCUUUUAAGAAACAGAGCACAGUAUUCUUUAUAAAGAAGAUCAGUAUCAUUAUCCCCAUUGUACAGAUGGAGAAACAGAGGCACAGAAAAGCAGUGACUUGUCUGAUGACAUUCAGCAGGUAGUGACUGAGCUGGGCAGAUCCAAAAAUAUAAAACAUAGUUGUUUAUAUUUUUGUAAAUAUAUAUGUCACAUUAUGGCUUACAUAAAUGCCUGACCAAGUACUGUAUAUAAUUUUAUUUAUAUAUUUAUGUACUGUGCAUUUCCUACUGUAGAAAGGAUCACAUGUUAUAGAUGAGAUUGUUUAUCUGUUGAUUUCAAGAGAAAUGCCUGCUCAGUUUUCACACUCAAAUAUGAUUAAUAUAAAUUCAUAUUCAUAAAUUCCAAAGUUACAGACACAUCAAGUGUUGCAUUGUAAGCUUUAUUUUGACCACCUCACUUCUACCUUUUUGUUCUCGUUAUGAGAUUUGGUUGAAAAUUUCACUGCAUAUUCUAGGGUAAGAAAAUAUUUUUCUGUAAAAUUUCAUUACCUCAGGUGAUAUAGUUUCAUAACCCCAGGUGGUAUAAUUUUGA
Messenger RNA from Pelodiscus sinensis (Chinese soft-shelled turtle), 2907 nucleotides. NCBI's taxonomy places the organism in Eukaryota, Metazoa, Chordata, Testudines, Trionychidae. The record is from RefSeq and is a predicted model, not a curated record.